Molecule: messenger RNA, 4009 nt
Organism: Micropterus dolomieu (smallmouth bass)
Lineage: Eukaryota; Metazoa; Chordata; Actinopteri; Centrarchiformes; Centrarchidae
Gene: pomgnt2
Product: protein O-linked mannose N-acetylglucosaminyltransferase 2 (beta 1,4-)
Exons: 2
Coding region: 352-2160 (602 amino acids)
Biological process (GO): protein O-linked glycosylation via mannose
Cellular component (GO): endoplasmic reticulum
Molecular function (GO): protein O-acetylglucosaminyltransferase activity; protein binding
Source: RefSeq, a predicted model, not a curated record
CCUUAGUCAGCCUCAGCCUUUUCUCUAAGUUGCAUGCUCCAUCUUGAAGACACAACUUGGUCUUGGGUAUCAUCAUCUGUUAUUUGUUUGUUAGGCUUUAUCACCGAAAAACAUAAUAUCUAGUUAGACUUAGAGCCCUAAAACCCUUCUAAGAUAUGCACGCAGGAGAUAGUGUCAUUUCCGUCUUUCACCAGCCUAGACUAGGGCAGUCGCGAAUACGAGCUCUGUAACGGUUUAAGGACAGAUCGCCAUGGGCUGUACAAGACUUAAAAUUUGAAGCUUCAUUGCCUGGCGGCGGAUGUCUCGUCGCAGUUGGAGUCGGGAGGUGGGUCCUCAGCAGCAGCAGCAGUGAUGCGGGCUUCAGUGGCAGGCUGCAGGAUGAGCGUGGGAGCACUCCUUAACGGGCUGCUGGUUUCUGUAGUUGCAGCUCUGCUUUGGAAGUAUUCCAAGCUGAGUGAGCAUGCUGCCCUGCUGGAGGAAGAGCUGCACAUGACACGGCAGUCCCAGGAGCUCUCGCAGGCCCGCAUUGACUACCAUGUUGCCUUGCAGGCUCUUCAGGAACACGGCACUCGCAUGGUCUGCACCGGCAAGAUGCACACCGACCGCAUCUGCCGCUUUGACUACCUCUGCUACUGCUCUGAAGCAGAGGAGUUUGUGUUCUUCCAUUCCAAUUCCUCCGUCAUGUUGCCUAACCUGGGGUCUAGGCGUUUCCAACCUGCCCUGCUGGACUUGUCCUCGGUAGAGGAUCACAACACCCAGUACUUCAACUUUUUAGAACUCCCAGCUGCUACUUUAAAGUUUAUGCCCAAGCCUGUGUUUGUACCAGAUGUGACACUGAUCCUAAACCGGUUUAAUCCAGACAACUUAAUGCAUGUAUUCCAUGAUGACCUGCUCCCAGCCUUCUAUACUAUGAAACAGUAUUCAGACUUAGAUGAUGAGGCUCGUUUGGUUUUUAUGGAGGGCUGGGGCGAAGGCCCACACUUUGACCUCUACCGACUUCUUAGCAGCAAGCAGCCACUGCUGAAAGAGCAGCUUAGGAACUUUGGCAAACUCAUGUGUUUUACAAAAUCUUACGUUGGCUUAUCCAAGAUGACCACCUGGUACCAGUAUGGUUUUGUUCAGCCACAGGGGCCCAAAGCCAACAUGUUGGUCUCGGGAAAUGAGGUCCGACAGUUUGCCAGGGCUCUGAUGGAGAGAAUGAACAUCACAAGGGUGGAGGAGGUCGAGAAGGAUGGGGGGAGCUCUGAAGAUGAGAAGGACAAAGAGAAGAAGGAUGAAUACAUUGUUGUGUUUAGUCGUUCAACGACGAGGCUGAUACUAAAUGAAGCAGAGCUAAUCAUGGCGCUGGCCCAGGAGUUCCAGAUGAGAGUUGUCACGGUAUCACUGGAGGAACAGUCCUUCCCCGGCAUCGUGCAGGUGAUCAGCGGUGCUUCCAUGUUAGUCAGUAUGCACGGAGCUCAGCUUAUCACCUCCCUCUUCCUCCCCAGAGGAGCUGCUGUGGUGGAGCUGUACCCUUUUGCUGUUAACCCAGAGCAAUACACCCCGUAUAAAACCCUUGCGUCCCUUCCAGGCAUGGACCUUCACUACAUCUCCUGGAGGAACACUAAGGAGGAGAACACCAUCACCCACCCAGACAGACCCUGGGAACAAGGGGGCAUUGCGCACUUGGAGAAGGAGGAGCAAGAGCGAAUACUGGCUAGCAAAGAUGUCCCCAGGCACUUGUGCUGCCGCAACCCAGAGUGGCUCUUCCGGAUCUACCAGGACACUUUGGUCGACAUCCCUUCCUUCCUGGAAGUCCUCAAAGAGGGAAUGAAGACAAAGCCCAGCUUGAAGAAGUCAAAGCCGGCCAGCACAGUCCAUCCAGGCCGGGUCAGAGAACCGCAGUGUCAGACCUCAGUACAAACCACUAAUGAGGCUAAACUCACAGUCUCCUGGCAGAUCCCAUGGAAUCUGAAAUACCUGAAGGUAAGAGAGGUGAAGUAUGAGGUGUGGAUCCAGGAGCAGGGAGAGAACACCUACAUGCCUUAUAUCCUUCCCCAGCAGAACUACACUUUUUCAGAGAACAUUAAGCCCUUCACCACCUACCUGGUGUGGGUCAGGUGUAUCUUCAACAAGAACCUCCUGGGCCCCUUUGCAGAUGUUCUUACGUGCAGGACCUAGCAAGAACACCUUGCCAGUUUGCAGUUUGACACUAAACUUGUUCCAGACAAUCAAAUUGGAACAGUGAACUGUUUGAAUACGUUUUGUCUUGUCGGGGUUGGCAAAUGUGAUAAGGCACAUAUAUCUACAAUCCUAGUAUAGGCUGUUGAAUUAUUGCACAGUGAUAUUUCUUUGGCCAGCACAGAGAACGGAAAAGACUUCUGGAUGGACUGCAAAAGAGUUGAACCACAGGGUCAAACUCAAUGGCAACCACCGUUAAUGUAUGGAAAGUAUAUUUCCUGUAACUAUGAAAGAAAGAGAGAGCUAAACCAUGUCUCUAUUGAAAAUACCAGAAUUCAAAUCAGCAGAUUUAUUUAUGUUCAAAAUAAUAUAUACUUUUAUUAGUAUUUGUCAAACACUGGUUCUUUACCUUUUCAGUAUGCAAUAUAGCUUUUCUGUGGAGAGCAAGAGAGAUUUUAGAAUAGCAGAUUUUUUAUGCUUUCUGACUUGUCCAAUGUCUACUGUGUGUGUGUGAUAACUGUGUGGCUUAGUUUACCUACCAAUUGUUUAAUUACAUACACCUUUAUUUGCAGAACCUAGCCAAAACCAAAGCAAAUUUUUCACAUCAUUUCAGCCAAUCAUCAUUCAUGCCAUAUUACUUUCUUGUGUUACAGAUGUCUGGUAUUACUUGGAACUAUAUCAUUUUAAACCAUGUCUCUAAAACAUAGGAUUUGUGGAAAAAAGAAGUGUCAAGCAAGACUUUUCUUGAAUACCAUAAUCCUUUUUUUUACCCUGAAAGCAAGGAUAUGUGUAAUUUCAGAAUAUGUUCCUUUAAAUUGUUCCUUUUAUAUGUUGUUACUUUUAAAUAUUACAACACACAAUUGUUUGUGUUUCCGCAGCGUCCAGCCUUAAAUUAUUUAUAUCAAUUUUACUGCAUAAAUAAAUUAUUUUUCUCUAAUUGGCCCUAAUUACAACAGUAAUAAUUAUAAUUUUCUGUGGAGAGUGAAUCUAUUACGUCAGGCUAUAAUUAGUGAAAGCAGUUUCCUUCUGUAAGCAGCAGUAUGCUGCUGGACAGUUGGAUUUUACUGCCUUGUGUAAGAUAACAAGGUAUGUUGCAUGGUGGGAUUCCAUUGCCUUGCGUAAAACUCUGUUAAUUAAAAUAAAUUCCCAGCUAUGUGUCUUUUUACUUUCAUCAAAGGUUUUCUAGGCGGUAAGAAGUCUAAUGUUGAAUUUUAGAUUGAAACAGCAGACAUCCAGAGCUGGCUGUUGAAGAUUUUGUGUCAUUUGCUAAUGAUGUGCUGCUUGUAGCUAGACUGCAAAUAUGUAUUUAUUUUUUAAGAACUUUUUGCAGGCACUAGUUUGUGAUAGUAGAGAUGUAGCAAGAGAUGGUUUAUGGAAUGGCACAAGUUAAACAAUACACUGCCACCAACAUAUUGUGCCAUUGUUAAGACAAUGUCAUUUUCUUUCUUAUUCCUGGACUUUAUAUCUGUGACCAGUCCUGUAAGCAUUGCAUUGCCCUGUAUGUAAUGUUUUGACUGUUGGCCACUAUGAAGAUCCUUUUUCCUUCACCUGAGAUCUUUAAUUGGAAUUUGCUAUAUAUCCCUUUGUUCAGUUUUUCGCUUCACUGAUAGCCCUCAGAUCUGUUUGGCGAUGCACGUUUAAGAGAUUAUUUUAAGCCAUUGCUGUGUGUGUAGGAUGUGAUGGUUUAGAUAUGUAUCUGUUUGUACCGUUGAUUAGAUUUCUGUGUGCCCCUGCCCCACCUCAGUGGAGACAUAUUGUAUGUGCUGAAUGAAGUGAGAGAGUACAAGUCUCUGUUUUCUACAUUAGCAACUAGUGACUGUGAUUGAAUAAAGAAGCUUAUUUCUUAUGG